CCCCGUGACGAUCGACGAUCCGGUUAGCCAAUGAGGUGCCACCUCGCAUCCCGCCCAGCCAAUGGGCUCAGAGAAGAAGGGCGGGACGUCCUGUAAUGCGAUGCAAAUUGGACGGUCAAGCGUGUUGGUCCCACCUUUUUGUGUUUCCCGCACCGUCAAUCAAAAUAGAAAAAAAUCGACCCGAAUUCACCGAUCAACACUAGCCCGCCUUUGAUAAAACAAUCAUGUUCGGAGUUCAGUAGAUCCGAUUAGCCCGCCGCGUACUGCCAGCCGCGCUAUGACCGACCCGCAAGCGUUCAGCGCGUCGAAAAGCGCGACUACUCGGUGAGUUUGUCCGGAAAACAGCGACGAGAGCCGCGUCUUUUUAUCUCCUGCUCCGCGGCUAACUAGCUAGAUAUGGUUAGCUAGCCGCGCAGCUAGCAGGCUAGCCACGGAGUUGACAAAGUAAACAGUCGAUCUGGGCCCGAAUCUCCCCGGAGCCUCCGCCGCAAAGUUGCGUUUCGCCGCCUGCCCCCUCUGGACCGGAGCGUGGGGAUGCUUUGCGGGCUUUUCCGGCAGCCAGGAGUCGAAGAUUACAGAGUUUCGCCGAGUUCCCCCCUCGCUCCCUGCUAGCGCCCGAGCAGCCGCUGAAACAAGGAGAAAUGGCGUCCGCGGACGUGGACAGCAGUCAAAGCGAGUUCCUGCAACCCGGCGGCGCUGCGGAAACACAGACGACAGAUAUGUCAGCCAUUCAGCUGACGGGCGACCGAUGGGAGGUGUUGACUCCUGUCUCAUCUGGGAAGGAGGACCAGGGAGUUGUUCACAUUCAAAACUCGGGCAUCGUCACGUCCAACGGGCAGUACGUGCUUCCUAUCGGGGGUCUUUCCAACCAGCCCAUCUAUGUCACAGCAUCUGGGAAUGACGUUUCAGCCAAUGGAGUGUCAGGCAUUCAGUAUCAGGUCAUCCCCCAAAUCCAAAAUGCAGAUGGGACCCUUUCAGGGUUCUCGUCACAUGGGAUGGAUGACGGCACGGGGCAGAUCCACCUCCUCCAAGACGGCACUCAGGUCAGCAUCGGGACAACAUCGACUACAGACCUCCUCACUCAGGCGGGGCAGGUGCAGUCAAUCCAAGGCGUCUCGCUGGCGGGAGGGGCCACAUACACCAGCUCGGUAGGCCUCCCCGGGAACAUCACGUUCGUCCCCAUAAACAGUGUGGAUCUGGAGUCACUAGGGCUCACGGGGGCGCAUACGGUCCCCAUCGCAACCGCGGUGACACCUGAAGGCCAGUUGAUCAUGAGCAGCCAGGCGCUGGAGAGUCAGGCCCAGGAUACCGGCAGCAAACAUUCGCUGGUGACGGUGAGCCACGCCAACCACGAGCUCUACGUGCCAACCACCACGACCACCUCUUCCAACUCCUCCCAUCUCAUCGAGACCAUCGACGGCACCGGGGUCCUGACCCAAGCAACCGCCGUGUCCGCAGGGGUGUCUGACCCUUCCUCCUCGGACAACUUCAACUCCCACAACCACCUGCAGCACAUCCAGGUGUCGUCGUCUAACGCCACCACGAUGUCCCAGCCCAUCCUGCAUCUGUCUGGGGACAGUCAUGCCCAGGUAGCCCAGGUGGCUCAGGGCCAGGACCUGUCGGGACAGACUCUGCAGAGCGUGCAGCUGGUCAACCCCGGGACCUUCCUCAUCCAGGCCCAGACGGUCACUGCUACUGGACAGAUUCAGUGGCAGACCUUCCAGGUUCAGGGUGUCCAGUCCCUCCAGGGGCUCCAGUUGCCGCAGGGCCAGGCCCAGCAGUUGACCUUAGCCCCAGUUCAGACCCUCCCUCUGGGCCAAGCAGGACAAAUGAACCUACCCAACCUCCAGACCGUCACAGUCAACUCUGUCACACAAGCCGGAGUUCAGUACACGCACGGAGAUGAUGCAAACAGUCCAAUUGGUAUACAUAUAAAAGAGGAGCCCGACUCUGAGGAGUGGCAGCUGAGCGGAGACUCCACCCUGAACCCCAGUGACCUGAACAACCUGCGCGUUCAGAUCGGAGACGAGGACAUGGAGGCGCAGAGCGGGGAGGGCAAGAGGCUGCGCAGAGUCGCCUGCACCUGCCCCAACUGCAAAGAGUCUGGAGGAAGAGGUUCAGGCAUGGGGAAGAAGAAGCAGCACAUCUGCCACAUCGCCGGCUGCGGGAAGGUUUAUGGGAAGACGUCCCAUCUCCGAGCUCACCUGCGCUGGCACAGCGGGGAGAGGCCGUUCGUCUGCAACUGGAUGUUCUGUGGGAAGAGGUUCACCAGGAGCGACGAGCUGCAGAGACACAGGAGGACACACACAGGAGAGAAGAAGUUCGUGUGCACCGAGUGCUCCAAGAGGUUCAUGCGGAGCGACCACCUGGCCAAGCACAUAAAGACUCACCAGAAUAAAAAGGGCGGGGUUCCGUCCUCCACGCCCCCGCCCACCACCGACACCGUCAUCACAGCCGACGGCACCACGCUCAUCCUCCAGACCGCCACCGCCCACGACCUCAUAGCCAAUCAGGAGAUCCCCUUGCAGCUGGUCACCGUGGCGCCCGGCGAGGUCAUGGAAUGAGGGGGUUGAACGGGGUGAGGUGGGUUUUUGAGAACUGGCCCGUCACAGGGACCUCUUGGGCUCUUCUCCUCCCCUCCUACCUUUUUUUUUGUUUGUUUUUUUUACAUAUGAAUAUAUACGUAAAUAUAUAUGACAAAUAUAUAUAUUUUAAGUAAGAGUUAUCAUGACUUUAUGUUUGUUUUUUGCAGUCUUUUUAUAGGCGGGCAAGAAACGACAUUUAAAUGUGGUUGCUAUGUACACACACACACACACACACGCAGAAAACACUCAAACACAACAUGAAUACUUAACACAAUGAAAUGCCUUAUUUUGUAUCAUACUCUUGUAUAAAAUGCUGGAGGUGCAUGUGUUUUUUAAGCUUUGCAGAUGACGUAACUGUUUGUGAAAUGGAGACGAGCAGGAGUUUCUUUGGAAGAGAGAGAACGAAGGAGUGAGCCUCUCUGGGACAAAACCGACUUCUCCGCUUGAAGCAGCGCAGCAUCGGCGCUGAACUGUUUCCUCGCUGCUGCCGGAGAACAACGGCUUUCCGGUUUUUUAACGAUGAUGUUCGACAUAUUAGGAAAUACAGUUGAUAUGAAGCCUGACUGGAAACGGCUUCCCUGGCUCUGUGCAGGCAUCGCAACCGCUACCUCUAAAAGUCAUUAGUUAACAUGGUGCGACACAAACCAACGUGUAACACAAUUGGUAGUUUUCUGGAGGUUUAUGUUCCUGAUUAUUUUUACAGCCAGUGGAGGGUGUUACUGCUCCCAGCCAAGAAAUAACCAGGCACAUAACCCUCAUUUUAAAAUGGCAGUUUCAUGUUUUUACACCUUGUUUUUUUGUUUUUUUUAAAGACAGCACAUGUUAGUGAGUUUCAGAGGAGCUGGUUGGUGGUUGUUGUUUCCCGGGGACAGAGCCAGGAGACCAGUUUUUUAUCUCGUUUCUCGUCUGACUCUCAGUGAAAAGGCAUUUCUCGUGAAACUUUGCAGCAGCCGUCACCCAAUCACUGACGACCGGCAGGACAGUCACACCGAUGUGUCGCUGUUUCAAAGAGAGCAGUCGGUCGGAGAAGGACGACAGUGCCACUGUUACUGAUCUGAGGUUGUUUUUCCCACCUCAAGGGGAUGUGUGUGUGUGGGGGGGGGAUAGAUGCAAGCCGCUCUGAGAAAAGAGCAACUUCUUCCAGCAUCCGGUCAGUCUGAACAGAAUGUCUCAUCUGUCCUUCAUGAGCAUGACGUCCACUGUGCUCGUCCACAUCUAAACACGAUUUUAUUUUUGUUCCUUUUGCAUAAUUCCUUUUUUGUUGUAAAUUUGCAUUGUAUGUCAAUCUUUUCUGAAUUUCCUCGCCAAUAUGGGUGUCGUCUGGAUCAAAGCCACAUGGCGGAGAUCACAGGUUGUGAAGGGCGGGGUGGUCACCUCUGAAUUCCUGCAGGGCUCGUUCAUGUCAUCGCCCCCUGCACGAGAACAUGUACCAGUGUCGCCACGUGAAGAAAACUGAGAAACGGAUGCAACAAAUCAUGAAGCCCUGUAGGGGGCGUUAUUGUCAUCGAACAUUCCAGUUGGAUACCAGAUGUCACUCAAAAGGAAAACAAUCAUGCCAUUGUAUGUUUAUUUCUUUUUAUUUUAUUUGAUGUAAUCCCUUCCUCUGUUUGUAGCAUUCAUUUACAUGUAUAUUAUCUUAUUUUCACAUUGUUUAUAGAAGCCAUUACCUAGUUAACGCAAUUUGAUGUAUCAAAACCUUAUUUUAAGUGAUUUUUUUAAAGAAUUGGUGUAAAAAUUGAAUGUUACCUUUUGUAAAACAUUUUUUUCAAAUGGAUCACAAUAAAAGUCUGAAACCUU
Molecule: messenger RNA, 4382 nt
Organism: Hippoglossus stenolepis (Pacific halibut)
Lineage: Eukaryota; Metazoa; Chordata; Actinopteri; Pleuronectiformes; Pleuronectidae
Product: transcription factor Sp3
Exons: 8
Coding region: 642-2564 (640 amino acids)
Biological process (GO): regulation of transcription by RNA polymerase II
Molecular function (GO): RNA polymerase II cis-regulatory region sequence-specific DNA binding; DNA-binding transcription factor activity, RNA polymerase II-specific
Source: RefSeq, a predicted model, not a curated record